Messenger RNA from Xyrauchen texanus (razorback sucker), 534 nucleotides. Its product is annotated as arrestin domain-containing protein 3-like. NCBI's taxonomy places the organism in Eukaryota, Metazoa, Chordata, Actinopteri, Cypriniformes, Catostomidae. The coding region runs from base 88 to 381 and encodes 97 amino acids. The transcript is spliced from 3 exons. The record is from RefSeq and is a predicted model, not a curated record.
UGAGACUCGUGGCUUGUUCGUUCGCAAAAAUGAAAGGUGUAUACAGACGAUUUAAAUGACUUCAGCUUUAGGUUUGCUCUCGCAGUAAUGGCAUUCCAAAGUAUCACACACUUUUCUCUUGAGCUGGACGGUUCAGAUGAUACUGUGUACAGCAGUGGAGAGAUGGUCACUGGGAUUGUGGUUCUGGAAAUCAACCGGGAGAUUAAACUUCGAGCCCUGAGUGUGCACGGAAGAGGGGUCGCCACAGCCCACUGGCUGGAUAACCGAAGUGUUGGCGUGAACACCGUCUACAACGAUUACACAUCCAAGAUAACUUAUUUCAGAAAAAGACAGCACCUUAUUCGAGGUAUUCUGCUGUUGUGGCUGGUGAGCAGGAGGUAGAGAUGAAAAAUUGGACCUGCUGAAGGGUAAUUAUCUCUAUGUAUGCACCAUUGUGGAACUACAUCAAUAUACCCAAUGCUAUUAACAAAUAGUUGUUAUGAUUCAAAAAUGGCACUAUAUCAGGUUUAACCAAUACUAAUAUCACUUAUCAAU